CCAUGACAACGCUGCAUGCAAAUGAUCGAGGCUGCCCGGGGACUGCAGAAAUGAGGAACCGAAAAGAGAAGCACAUCAUCUGGGGCACAAAAUCACGUAAGAUUGGAAGGCGGAUUGUGUGUAACAAGCAUGAGACUUGUCUCUUUAUGUAAACGGCCCCCGUUCCUCUUUCUCCACGCAUGGAUCUGAACAUCGGUCCCGGACUUUGCCUCUUGUGAAGUCGUGGUGACACAUACGACGAUGGAGGAGGGGAGAAUGAGUAUUGGUGCUCUGAGUGAAGAUGUCCUGAACAAGCUGUCUACCAUGUUGGACAACUCCUCCUGCGGGUGGAGGCAGCUGGCCGAUGCGGUGUCCGAGCAACCGAAAUUCCGCUGCAGUGAGAGGGAGCUGACCAACUGCUCACUCCAGGUGCUUAGCGUUGAAGGCAGCCCAGGACGUGCCCUCCUGGCAUGGCUAGCUGAUCGUUCCUGCUCCCUGGACUUCCUGCUUCACUGCCUGAGGAAGAUGGACCACAAGGAAGCUGUGCAGUACCUCACCACCACAGAGCUGAUCCAGAUCACCGUGCAGCCACAGUCCCAGCAGGCCACAGCGGGCAGCAGGGUGGUGUUGACCUGCAGAGCCUCUGGUCCCCCUGGACUCUGCUACCAGUGGUUCAGAGGCAAAGAGGAGAUUUUGGAUGCGACUGGGAGCACACCAGAGCUGGUCCUGUGUCCUUUAGCCCCGAUCCACCAAGGUCACUAUAUCUGUAGGGUGAAUCAUGGAGAAAACGGCAUCUUCUCUCAGUGGGCCCAUGUUCGCUUAGUCUGCUCUGCAGGCAGCAGCAGCAGCAGUCUGUUUCCAGGCUCAGUGAGUGGGCUGCUUAUUACCCAGCAGCCUCAGUCGCAAGCAGUGUCUGAGGGAGACACUUUGCUCCUGGAGUGCCAUGCGGAGGCAAACCCCCCUGCACAGUACGAGUGGUACCACAACAUGGUGCCCAUGAAACAACACAAGACUUGUUCCCUCAAGAUCCCAUGUGUUACCACAGCACACAGAGGACAGUUCAGAUGCAGGGUGUUCAAUUUGUAUCACGAGGCGUGGACAGACACAGCAGCAGUCACUAUUGGUCCCAGUUCCAUCACUGAAGCCUCGUGGGUAGAAGUUGACCGUGGUCUAGACUCACAGGAAGUACACAGGUCAACCUACGGACCAGGAGUAAAUCCACUACAACAGAUAGCCAAUCCGCCCCCAUCAGACAAGAAUUUCCAUGCAACAGACAAAGUAGCUCUCCUGAUCGGCAACAUGAACUACCGCUACCACACUCAGCUGAGUGCGCCCAUCGCUGACGUCCACGAGUUGACCAACCUACUUAGACAGAUGGACUUCAAGGUGGUUUCACUACUCGAUCUCAACUGGCAGGAGAUGCACAGCGCUGUUACAGAGUUCCUCUUGCUGCUUGACAAAGGAGUCUAUGGCUUGCUGUACUUUGCUGGUCAUGGUUAUGAGAAUUUUGGCAACAGCUUCAUGGUUCCCAUCGAUGCACCGUUCUCCUACACAUCAGAGCACUGUUUGUGUGUACAGAAUAUACUGACGAGGAUGCAGGAGAAAAAGACCGGACUUAAUGUAUUUCUGCUGGACAUGUGUCGCAAAAGAAACCCACAUGAUGAUAUCAUUGUACAACCAGGACUGAUCAAAGUGACAGCAAAUAUAGUGUUUGGAUACGCCACAUGCGUUGAUGCAGAAGCAUACGAAGUGAAAAGGGAGGAAGUGUCAAAUGGCAUUUUCAUAAGCUUCCUCAAACGGCGUGUGUGUGAAGAUGAGAAAGUCACAGUCAUGCUUGACAGAGUGGCUGAAGACAUGGGUCGCUGUGCGAUCACACGAGGGAGGCAGGCUCUGGAGCUGCGCAGUAAUCUGUCUGAAAGACGCUCCCUCACUGAUGCCAUACAGACUUCCGACUGCUGCUCCGAGUCCUAUUCGGCCAGAAACCUGCAGUGGGCUGUUGCUCACGUUCUACCACAGAGUCUUUGCCUGCAGUUUGACUGUGGUGUGAAGGUUCAGCUGGGGUUUGCGGCCGAGUUCUCCAACGUCAUGGUCAUAUAUACUCGCAUACUUGAGAAGCCCAAAGAAAUUGUCUCCUGCUGUGCUCAGCUUACUGACUUCCCUGAGGAUGUGGACAUUGAUUUGAAGAAGACUAACCAGGAGACUCUGCUUGAAGCGGGCAGUUUAUUAUUGAUCAAAGAAAAUCUUCCUUCACCCGAGGUUCCUAGUCUCUACACACGCAUCCGGAGCCUGCAGAGACUCAAGACGGAGCUCACCUUCACCACCUGCCUUCAUUACACCUAUUCCAACAUGGAUGAAGAAGUGCAGGAAAGGCAAACAGUGACAGUUGGUAAACCGCUGGUCUCCAAACUCAAUCUGCAUGAACCACGAGUGCCUCACGCCUGCUCUGGCUCCUCAUCCUUCAGCCUUGACUCCUUCACCGUUACCGAGGGCCCUUCCUUUGCCUCUGUUGGUUCAACCUCCAGUGAUUGGUCAUAUUAUGCACAAACUUCCAGAGAAUCUUCCAGCACUGACUCUCCAACUACAUCCAGAAGUGCCAAUAUACCGGAGGAGACUGACAGUCCUGAAUUAUUUGAUGCCCCUAAAUCCCUUGUUGCCAGCAAAAGCUUGCCCCACAGCCAAGUAAAUGACACAAACUACAAAUUUAGUGACAUGUACAAUUUUCAUUCUCACUAAGAGGAGAUUUGAUCAUUACACACCGAUAAAUCAGAGGUACACAUAAUGAAAAGAUGGGGAUAAGCAUUUAAAAUGGUCAUUUCAGAGAUAUGUGGUCCAUUUAAUUGUUAUCUUCAUAUUAACUAUGCAUUCAAUGCUUGUAAAGUUUUAUUACAUUUUUAUAACCAUCUGAUACAAAAUGAUGAAUUGAAAAAGUAAUUACACUGCGGAUCAACUUUGAUGUGUGUUCUGAGUGUAGGAGGGAAGAAAUUAAACAACCUUCUAAGGUGAUUUAACUUAA
Molecule: messenger RNA, 2992 nt
Organism: Acanthopagrus latus (yellowfin seabream)
Lineage: Eukaryota; Metazoa; Chordata; Actinopteri; Spariformes; Sparidae
Gene: malt2
Product: MALT paracaspase 2
Exons: 17
Coding region: 241-2712 (823 amino acids)
Biological process (GO): proteolysis
Molecular function (GO): cysteine-type endopeptidase activity
Source: RefSeq, a predicted model, not a curated record